Molecule: messenger RNA, 1044 nt
Organism: Dothidotthia symphoricarpi CBS 119687
Lineage: Eukaryota; Fungi; Ascomycota; Dothideomycetes; Pleosporales; Dothidotthiaceae
Product: PIG-P-domain-containing protein
Exons: 1
Coding region: 1-1044 (347 amino acids)
Source: RefSeq, a predicted model, not a curated record
AUGUCACGAUACAGCAGAGGAAGCCCCGUGCCUCCCGGUCUGCAGUCCAAGUCUACGCCCAAUCUCCCGACACUGCAGUCACUGCGGACGCCCUCGGAAUCGCCCGCUCAUGGCUCCAACGAGCCCGCCGCCGCGGCGAGCCCUCGCUCCCCCGUGUCCAACAGCGCCCCCUCGGAGGCGGCGUCGGUAGAAGACAACCAAGACUCAGACGGCGACCCGUUUGCGCCGCCAGACUCGGACAGCGGGUCCGACGAGGAUGAGGACACGCUGCCCACCAGCCGCCCGCUCUACACAUCACGCUCCUACAGCCACCUCCCCCGCGACACAGCGACGGCCUUCUUCCCGCCCUUCUAUGGCCGCCCACCGACACCGCUGCCGCCCUCGCCGUCCCUGACAUCGCUGCUCCGCCCGUCGUUUAGCAGCGCCGCAACCUCGCGCCCCACGACGCCCGACUCGUCCGAUGUCGACGGCCCACGCACCGGCACCAGCACGCCCACGACCAACCUGCAGCACAUGACCGCCAGCGCCCGCCACGCGCCCACCGUGCCCCGCGCCUCGCCCCAGAUCCCCACCUACGAGUACUACGGCUUCGCCGUCUACCUGGGCAGCUCGGCCGCCUUCCUCAUGUACAUUCUCUGGGCCUAUGUGCCCGCGCCCCUGCUGCACCAGAUGGGCAUUCACUACUACCCCAACCGCUGGUGGGCGCUUGCCGUGCCGUGCUGGCUCGUCGUGCUGGUCGGCUACAUCUUCGUCGCCCUCGCGAGCUACAAUACAAAGUACCUCACCCUGCCGCUGGAGAGCUGCGAGAAUCUCGUCGACGAGACGGCGCAGGUUGCUGUGGUGGAGCGGGCGACGGGCAGGAUUGUGAGGAUGCUGGGCGUGGGGGAGGGGGAGGGGCUGGAUGCAUAUCGCUUCACGGGCGGGGAGGAGGUCGAGUGGAAGAGCUUUUGGAAUACGGGCACGGAUGCAGUCAUGGAUGUGCCGAUUGGGGGGGUGUGCGAGAUUCUGUACGGGGGUGGGAGUGCGAGUGGGAGCGAGGACUGA